Messenger RNA from Polistes canadensis, 5126 nucleotides. RefSeq lists its product as uncharacterized. The record is from RefSeq and is a predicted model, not a curated record. Gene Ontology annotation, biological process: proton transmembrane transport. Gene Ontology annotation, cellular component: membrane. The transcript has 10 exons. Bases 666 to 3305 code for a protein of 879 amino acids. Gene Ontology annotation, molecular function: proton channel activity. Lineage: Eukaryota; Metazoa; Arthropoda; Insecta; Hymenoptera; Vespidae.
GGCCGUGUUUCGUGUGCCGACUGCACCACCGACUUGCUGCUACUGCACCAACCACCGCUUCUAUUGCUAUUUCAUACACACACACACACACACCACCACCACCGCGAAGAGUAGAGUAGUUGCCUCCUUUUUCGAGGUCCCCGACCGGAUCGAUCCGCGACCAUACUUCCGGCUUCCGUUUGUUGUGACGCCAAGUGCAAUCCUAGGGAGAACCUUUAACCUCUUUACCACCCUUAUUUACACGUUUCUUCUUACUCUUUCUUUUACUCUGGAUACGCGUACGUCUACCAAGUGUAUAUUUGUAUAUGUGUAUGUGUGUGUGUGUGUGUUGACUACCAACGUUUUUAUACACCCCUCAACCCCACACCCCCUCACACCACGAUUCUUUAUCUUUCACGUAAUUCCACUACGCGCGAACUUCUUCUUCUACUCGUCUCGUUUUUAUGAACCUUUUUGUUAUUUCUUUUUUUUUUAUACAUUCCUUAAUUUUUUCCCUCUUCACUUGUUCAUAUCGAUUUAUUUUGAACGAUCUACUAAUACUCGGAUAGAUUAAUGUUAUUAAUAAUACAUGUGCGCGAGUCUCGUUAUGUGAUUUUCGAUCGGAACGAAAGUGGAACUUCGUCGAGAUACGCUCUGAUCGUCAGAGGAUUAACGACUCUGAAGAGAUGCAACGGUGUCCAUAUCUCCACGAGAUGAAAGAGCGUUUGCUCUCACAACCGACACCGACAGACAGUUUAGACAUGGAAAGACUCGACGGUGGUACUCCCGUAAAGGAGGCAAAUCUCCAUAACGAUUAUCCUGCACACACAAAUCCUGGUGUUAUACCUGAUCCACCGGAAAUGCCUCCGGAAUCGUUGAUCGGUACCGUUGUCAAGCUCAACUCAGAUGGUUACGGAUCUCACACAUCGCCGGCUCACGCGAGGCAACCCUUGGUCCCACAAAAUGCAAACAAUCAACCCCUUUGCCUCACCCCAACGCACACCGGACCUUCGAAUGGCAUGUUGCCAAAGAACGCCAAAACGUCGCUGUUCAUCAUCAUGAGCUUCAUCUACGCUAAAUUACUGGUCGUUGUGUGUAUCGCUUACGUUAUAAGCGAAGUUGUAACACACAAAUUACCGCUCUACUAUUACGAAGGAUUUUUCACGUAUCUUUAUGGUGCGAGCAUACUCUUCCUUCUCUACGUAUUCUGCUUCCUUCUACAAGAAAGCGCCUGCUGUGCGCGUGGCAGUGAUACACCGCCGCCACCACCUAGGCCACAAAAACCACCCAAGGAGCAGAAGGAUAAAAAGGAUAAAAAGGAUAAGGAACAAAAGGCUGCGAAAAACAAGAAAGAUUUUCAGGAUGCAGCAGACGUUGAAGCUGGCGUUGCAACGCGUGCUUUACGUAAACGAAAAACUUCGCAGAAUGAUCACAGUCAUGGAAGCUUUUUCCUACGAAUCGGUGCCAUAGCAUUCGGUUUGGGCACGAUGAUUUAUAACGGAUUGGAAUUCGGAGCAUUUUUCGAAGUACCACCGACCUCGCCCUGUUAUCAAAUACUUCAGGGUGUUAAUCCAGUUCUACAAAUGAUUUUCACGUUCAUGCAGAUGUACUUUAUCUUCAUGAAUUCCAGGUUGAACAUUCAUCGAUUCAAAGUAAUUGCACGAUUCGGUUUGAUGCACGUGGUCGCGACGAAUCUUUGCGUUUGGAUUCGUACAUUGGUACUCGAGAGUCUUAAAGAGAUAACGCAGUAUCAUCAACGAUUGGGUCAAGAGGAAGCUGGAAUUUUAGAGAGUAUCAAACAACAUUCGUUAAGAAACGCUGGAGCAAUCUUAGGCAUGCAGCCUAGGGACAUGGCCCAGUUACGAGAAUCCCCGUUGCAUUCGUUUGUAAAAACAACGUCGGUAGCUUCGACCUUGAUACCGACAACAGCAGAAUCCCUAACUCGAGCUAUAAGAACUACUGUCAAAGCAAUCCCAAGAGUAGCGCAUACUUUAUCUACAGCAGCUUCUACGGCUUUCAUGACAUCACCUAGUACAACGCAGAGUACAACCACCACCACUACCACCACUACGUUCUUGCCCAAUUUGACGACUACAGCUGCUACAACGUUAUCCACUUUGUUGACCACUCUAACUAUAAGGAGCACUACUACAGAAAGAACGACUACCCCGAGUACUACGACAUCGACUACAACACCGACUACCACCACUACGACUACAACAACGACCACAACCCCAGCUUCCAUUUUAUCAAACGCUUUCGGUGAUUUCUUUGAUUCCUUUCAAGCCGAUACUAAGGAUCAGGUACAUGAAGUAUUUUACGUGAGCAACGCGACUAACAGCAGUGAUUACUGGGGCCAGAAUCUUGGCUUUUAUGCGGAAGCUUUGACGGAGGAUGGUACGAUAACAAACUCAUGUGGUCGCGUCAACAUCAUGGGGACUAUCGUCCAAGACGCAGCACCCUACUUGUUCCCCUUCAUUAUCGAGUAUAGCCUGAUCGGCGCGGCUGUGAUAUACGUCAUGUGGAAACACAUCGGUAGACACCCACGUUGGCCUCAUCAAGCGGAAGCUGAUCUCGAGCGUCGUCUGGAAGUCAUGCUCUCGAGAAGGGCGGUCGCCCUAGCUCAUGCAGGACACGCCAGAGUGGACUGCGUCGGGGCAAGCAAGGGUCUAUUCUUUGGUCUGCUGUUACUGGUGGGUUCAUUGAUCUGUCUGAUACUCUUCUUCGUGCUGAUACACCACUCGGAGCUUGGACUAUUGGCGAUUUAUCUGGCGGACGUUUCUCAUUGCGUACUGAUGGCACUCUCGAUCGUCGCUAUAAUCGUCGGUUUCAUACGCGUCCAAAGUCUCAAAUUCAAGGCAGAAGAACAAAGCGAUUUGAACGACAUCCUAUUACGCGUAUCAGCAUUCGGAUUAUUCGUCUAUGCCGUAUUCAGCGUGAUCGCAGGCUCCCUGGCAGCGUUCACUCACGAACCAAAUCUUUUGGUUAUGGUGACCGGUCUACUAUCGGUCUCCCAGGUCGUUCUACAAAUGUUAUUCAUCGCCGAUGUAUCUCGUAGGCGGGUACAUUUACCCGAACACGAUCGAAGCAAACCAGGCCGUCAAGUGGUAACUUUCCUUCUCAUUUGCAACGUCACAAUGUGGGUCAUUUAUACAUUCGAGAUGCAAAAGGUCAUCGCUAAUCCCGUACAACUGGACUUCUAUGGAUUCCUCGCUUGGGCAAUCGUUCAGAGAGUUACCCUACCUCUCUGCAUCUUCCACAGGUUCCACAGUGCUGUUACGCUCGCCGAAAUUUGGAAGACCAGUUACAAGGCACGACUCGAAUAGGACAACGAGAAUUAUCACCUUGCUGGAUUCGUUUUACGAUUUCGGUUAGAGAAAGAAGAAAGAGAUAGAGCAAGAGAAUAUCUGGAAAUGUAUUGGUAAAUGGACGGAGGGAAAGAAAGAGAGAGAGAGAGAGAGAUAGAGAGAAAGAGAAAGAGAGAGAGGAAGAGAAAGAGAGAAAUAACUCUCACUCUUUCUCCCUUUUUCUCUUUUUCAAAACGGGAACGAUGGAUUAUCCUUCGAUCGAAAUUAUCCCUAAACCUAUCGAAGCUAAGCUUCAAGAUAAGAAUGCGUACCUUUGUGACUCGAAUUAAGGCUCGUUCCGAUUGGAACUCUUACUUUUCUCUUCUUCUUCUUCUUCUUUUUUUUUUUUUUUGUCUAUUACUUCUUUGUACUCUCCCUUACUUUGAACGUAGUUCAUCUAUGGAAGAAGGAACUUCCUCGAUCGAGUAUGUAACAACGAAUAUGAAAAUAUUUCUAUUCGAAGACGAUUGGAAAGGAAAUAACACACAUAUACACAUAUACACACACACAAAAUAACAAAAGUGUGGAUAUGGAUGGAAAAAGAUGGCAAGUUUGAAACGUUCGCAUAGAUUUUUUAACAAUAUUUUUGUUCUUUUCUUCCGAAGAGCGAAGGAAUAUGAAAAAAGGGAACAAAAAAUGAUUAAUAAGAUCACGGCGAAAAUGAAUGCCGAAUUGAAUAUGAAGACAACAAUUUAAUGAAAAUAAAUAAUUCCCUGUUUAAUCGCGUUUCUCACUUUUAACGAUCUCUACAUACUGCCGCCAAAUUUUUCUACUUUUAUAUAUAUUAUAUAUGUACCUUCGUCAUUCAGCACCAAUGCCACUGAUACCACCACUACCAUUGCCACUACUACUACUACUACUACUACUACUAUUAGUACUACUAUUAUUACCACUACCACCAAUCAAAGCCCGUCAUGCAUCGAGAUUAUAGAGAAAACAUGAUAAUAUAAAUAUAAUAUAUAUAAUUAUUAUACACACACACACACACACACACACACACACAAACAAAUAUAUAACUUUUAAUCUCGCGAUUUACAAUAUCGUUCAUAAUUAUCCAGUCAAAAUCGAAGCCGCUCUGUGAUAUGAAAAUGACCUCGUUUUAAAUAUUUUUUUUUUUUAUUUCUUUGUAUAGGGUAUACAAAAUUUGAUUGUUCAGAGGCGUAUUUAAUUAAAACACACUCGUUACAAAAAUAAAUGAAUCUUUCGAAAAUAUUCGAAACGAUGCUCGGACUUUGUGAAAAUUACGAGGAAAAAGAAUCUCAUUAGGUGAAAUUUGUUGUAAGUAGUUAAGCGGAGAGGUGGGUGGGAGGUAAACACACUCGAUGCAGGAAUAGGGUCAUUUAAUGUUGCAUUAUGUUUGAAAAAAUGAAUCUUUUUGAGAGAAACAAAGGGCAAAAGAAGAAAGUAAAUAUAAUAAAUACGGUCGCAGGAUAUUUUCAGAGUCGUAAAGAACAAUUUUCUUUUUUUUAUUGUUAGAGUCGGACGUUUUUACGUAAAAAGCUAAUUGCCGGCUAAAAGAUUUCUCUUCUUUAUUUUUAUAUUUAUAAUAUUUAUUUAUUUAUUUAUUUAUUUAUUUCUUUUUUUUUUUUUUUGAUGUAUUCAAGUAAUUACGAGAAGGUAUUUUCUUAAAUGGCUCAUAAUAUAAAUACAAUGAACAAAUAAUGCAAGAAUAAAGCCAAAAAAAAAUAGCUGAUGACGAUUCGUUGCGUGCCGCGGAGUACAAACGACAAAUUAUUUUUAAGAAUUCGUUUUAGAAUCUUUUAUCGAAGAGAAAGAGAGAGAGAGAGAGAGAGAGAGAGA